GUCCCAGUGUCAUGUGUAGUUUACGAAAAAACGUGAUCUUCCAGCCAGGCGGUUAUAAAUCGUAGAUAUAGGGUUUGCAGGGUUGUUGCAGGAGAGAGACUUUGUUUUUUUUGUCAGAUUUAGUUUACUUAUACGUCUCUCUAAUGCUGUCAUCGUGGAGAUAUAUUUUAAUCCGAGUGAAUAUUUUAAGAAUUUCAUGAUUAGUGGUAGUGGCUAUCUCUAGCUAGGAAAACAACUCCAGGACACGAUAAAUGACAUGAGAGGUUCGUUGAAGAUCGUUGGACUGGAGUUCACAACAAGGGAACUAAGUUGUCCUCUAAUUAAUUUCGAAACUCAGGAAGGACUAAACCAAGGCUGUUUGAGAUGACUUCUCAGAGUUUUCAAACCAACAUGGAUAGUAUAACACCAGUUCAGCAGAUGGUGUCUUCUUGUUCUGGGGCUUUGCUCACAUCAUUGUUUGUAACGCCUUUGGAUGUCAUCAAGAUCAGACUCCAAGCACAGAGCACUCCUUUAUCUAAAGGGAAAUGCUUUGUGUAUUGCAAUGGCCUGAUGGAUCAUAUAUGCGUGUGUGAAAACGGGAAUGGGAAAGCAUGGUACAAACCUCGGGUUCAUUUCAGUGGCACACUGGAUGCCUUUAUCAGGAUUGUACGCAUGGAAGGGAUCAAGUCGCUGUGGAGUGGCCUCCCUCCAACACUAGUUAUGGCUGUUCCAGCUACAGUGAUGUACUUCACCUCUUAUGACCAGCUCUGUGCUUCUCUCAGGCUCCGGAUGGGGGAAAAGGCAGACCUGGCACCGCUAUUAGCUGGAUCAAUAGCUCGAGUGGGCUCCGCUACUCUGAUCAGUCCGUUAGAGCUGAUCCGCACUAAGCUGCAGUCAGAGAGGCAGUCGUACAGAGAGCUGAGUGCCGUGAUUCGCUCGGCAGUACACAAUGAAGGCUGGCUCGCUCUCUGGAGGGGUCUCGGGCCCACGCUGCUCAGGGACGUACCAUUUUCAGCCUUGUACUGGUACAACUAUGAGAAAGGUAAAGCCUGGCUGUGUCGCUACAACAAGACGACUGAGCCGACCGUCAGCAUCGCCUUUACCUCAGGAGCGGUGUCCGGCUCUAUCGCAUCAAUUGUAACACUGCCGUUUGAUGUGGUGAAGACCAGGAGGCAGGUGGAACUGGGUGAACUGCAGGCUAGGAAAUUGUUGCCUCAAGCCUCGUCUUCAACCUAUAAGGUGAUGAAAAGAAUCGUCGCGGAGAGCGGCGUCCAAGGACUCUUUGCAGGUUUUAUGCCUCGGCUGAUAAAAGUGGCUCCAGCCUGCGCUAUAAUGAUAAGCACAUAUGAGUUUGGCAAGGCCUUCUUCCGCAAACAGAACCAGGCGAACAGACCAGGUCUCACGCUGCAUACCACCAACAACUAAUCGCUCCAUCUGUUACACACACUCUAUAACUUUAAGCACACACACGUUUGCUUCAGCUGGGAUCUAAAACCAUCCUGCAAACACUCAUCUAGUUAUAAUGAAUCAUGAAUAAGCUGAAUAAUUUUGGCCUUUUGAUAUGGCUUUGAACAGACACAGUCCAUACGUGAGGACAUUUUAAACACCCUGAAGUUAAGCUUUAUGGUUUAAAAAAAAAAAAAAAAUCAAUCACUGAAAACUUUCACUCUGAUAAACCUGCAUGGUGUGUGUUUGAGAAUUACACAGCAAUAGAAGACUACACUCUGAAGGCUAGUAUUUUAUGUCGUUAUAUUGUAUUAGCUGUAUUGCUAAUCUCUGUUGUUGAAAUGAUUUUAUAAUAUUCUUAUUGCGUAAAUAGGUUUUUUUUUGUUUUGUUUUGUUUUUUUAAGUCUUUCAAGCUGUCUGAGAUGAUAUAUAUAUAUAUAUAUUUCUUAAGCUCAUUUUCGUGACGUUGUGAAGACAUGAUGUGAAUGCAUUUCAUUUGAUCAAUUAAAUCAAAAGAAAUGUUACUAUGACUGAUACUAGGCCGACUUGUCUCCGUUGUUUUUACCAUAAUGUUUUCUUCCAGAUUCAGAUUACAUAUUUGUGGUUUAGCCUGGAAUGUAAUAAAAUGAUUAAUGUGGGGAAAACAAAACAUCACCAAAUCUCUCAAACCCUCACUGUCAAACAUAUUCCACAAAGAACAUUUUGUUACCAAUUCUAAAGAACUUUUUUUUUUUUUUUUCACAAGGAGUAUUUUUGUCAAUUUUUUAAACAAAAGAUCAAAAGGUUAUCAAAACAAUAAAGACACGUUCACAGCC
Ictalurus furcatus (blue catfish) is the source of this 2240-nucleotide messenger RNA. RefSeq names its product solute carrier family 25 member 40 (gene slc25a40). Gene Ontology annotation, biological process: mitochondrial transmembrane transport. NCBI's taxonomy places the organism in Eukaryota, Metazoa, Chordata, Actinopteri, Siluriformes, Ictaluridae. The transcript is spliced from 11 exons. The record is from RefSeq and is a predicted model, not a curated record. The coding region runs from base 364 to 1404 and encodes 346 amino acids.